This is a messenger RNA of Sesamum indicum (sesame), 1778 nucleotides long. Its product is annotated as Sec14p-like phosphatidylinositol transfer family protein. The record is from RefSeq and is a predicted model, not a curated record. Lineage: Eukaryota; Viridiplantae; Streptophyta; Magnoliopsida; Lamiales; Pedaliaceae.
CAAUAUCGCUCUCAUAUCAUAUACCCUUCUCUCUCUCUCUCUCUCUCUCUCUCACACACACACACACACAGAACACACAGUGAAAACCUCAGUAGGUGGCACAAAAGUGUGUGGAGUUUGAAAUGGUUGCGUGAACAAGAAGAGUGGUAUCUUUGUUUUUUCUUGAGAGAUUCAUCUGAGACACACACAGCAGUGUUCUUUGCUGUUCUUCUUGAGAUUAUAACACACAUAAUGGGAAAGAAAGAUCAUCAAGUCCAGAAAGAGAAAGACAGAGUUCAAUCCGUGCUUCAACUUCUCAAGAAACAAGCUCCCCUCACUGUUAAACAGGAGAAGUAUUGCAACAGUGCUUGUGUGGAGAGGUUUCUGAAAGCCAAAGGAGACAGCGCCAAGAAAGCAGCCAAACAGCUGAGAAAUUGUCUUGCUUGGAGAGACUCAAUAGGAACUGACAAUUUGAUAGCUGAUGAAUUCUCCGCUGAGCUUGCUGAAGGAGUUGCUUAUGUUGCUGGUCACGACGACGAACUAAGACCUGUCAUGAUAUUCCGAAUCAAGCAAGAUUACCAGAAAUUCCAUUCUCAGAAACUGUUUACUAGGUUGCUGGUGUUCACACUAGAAGUGGCUAUUCAGACCAUGGCCAAAAAUGUGGAGCAAUUUGUUCUCCUCUUUGAUGCCAGCUUUUUCAGGUCAGCGUCAGCUUUUAUGAACAUGUUGCUGGCUACACUGAAGAUCAUAGCUGAUUAUUAUCCGGGUCGGCUUCACAAGGCUUUUGUCAUCGAUCCUCCCUCUCUCUUUUCUUAUCUUUGGAAGGGAAUGAAGCCGUUUGUGGAACUUUCACCCUUGACUAUGGUGGUAUCGUCGCUUGAUUAUGAGGAAUCACUCGAGUUCAAUGAUUUAACCUUAUAUCCGCGGGCUGCAUCGCUACGUUUUGAUUCAUCGUCCUUGUCCGUGCCAUCAUCAACCAAACUUGGGUCGUGCUCUUCGUCAAGAUUUUCAUUCACCGUCUCGCAUCAUUUUGAUUCUUUGAAACCUUGGUAUCUGUCGUUCACAGACACAUCAGCAUCGAAAGUGGGCCCCACAAACCCUUCACAAGCCUUUUCAGGCCCUGCCAUAUCCCCCCUCAAUGCUAGGUCCUACUCCUUUGCAUCACCGGUGGCCAGAGCGCCGCGCGGCAACAUUGAUGUCGUCAGAAAGGGGUUCUUUCCAUCAACGCCAAUGCCACAAAAGACCCAAAAGUUGGAUGCAUCUAUGGUCCACCAUCCUAGAACUCCGAAGCCAUCAUUCCUCCGGUCGCCAGCCCUCUUCUUCCGAAGGGAUCACGCCUGUCAAGUGAGUCGAGUCGAGAAGUCCCGUGAAGCGUUCGUCCCAUUUUUGAAGUUCUAUCGACGACCCUAUGAUGAGAUGAUCUAUAGGUCAAAGAUGAGGCCUCCUCUCGGCGGCCUUAUCUCGAUUGUCUCGCCGCAGCUUAGGCGCAGACACAUGUCGAUCUCCCAACGAUUUUGAUCAAUGAAGAAAGGAAGCCGAUCGAGUACAUACUAUUCCCAUUAACCAAAGGCUCACAUCACUAAUAAUGUAUUCGUAAUUGUUUCUUAAUCUCAACGUCAAAGGGGAAUUUAUUGCAUAGUACACUAAUUUUGUCUCCAAGAUUGUGUAAAGAAAUAGACUGCGUGCUAAGUGGGAUGUGAAACAUCGUGCAAUAUAUAUAUGUCGCAUUUAGUGCUAAGUGGUCUACACUUUGGUUUAUGCAAAAAAAAAGAACAGCAUGGAAGUAAGACAUCGUGGUC